ACUUUGAUUUCAGUUUAAUUUGUCAAAUCUCAUGUUCGAAAUCAAAAUAAUAAUUAAUAAUAUGGAGUCAGUAUUUUAUUUUGUGCGUUAAUUUUAUUUCCUACAAAAAAUUAAUAUUAUGCCUUAUAAUCGCGCUACCUCGUUGUUGCGACGGUUAUCUUUAAAUGAUAGUAAGCUCAAAAGUUUUGGUACUACGCAGAAUAAUAAAGAAAUAUUUCUACCAAAUCAAAUCUGUAAUCAAAGGGAUUUUUGCUGGACUAUAAGGAUAUCAACAUUGUUCAAUAAUAAUUUAAAUCAACCAACCAAUUUAAGAGGACUUUGUGAUAAUAUAAUUAAAAUGUCAGCUCCAACCACAGAGCAAAACCUUCCAGAUAAGUCAAAAUUUACAAAUAAACUAGGGAAUGAAAAAUCUCCAUACUUAUUACAGCAUGCUAAUAAUCCUGUAAAUUGGUAUCCUUGGUGCCAAGAAGCUCUUGAUAAAGCAAAACAACAAAAUAAGCUCAUUUUUCUUUCCGUUGGCUACUCUACAUGUCAUUGGUGUCAUGUAAUGGAAAAAGAAUCUUUUGAAAAUGAAGAAAUUGCUAAAAUAAUGAAUGAAAAUUUCAUAAAUAUUAAGCUUGAUCGUGAAGAAAGGCCAGAUCUUGAUCGACUUUACAUGCUUUUUGUUAUGGCCACAACAGGGUCAGGGGGUUGGCCUAUGAGUGUUUUUUUGACACCAGAACUUAAACCAAUUAAAGGUGGCACUUAUUAUCCACCUGAAGAUCGCUUUGGUUAUCCAGGUUUUAAAACACUCUUACGUAUAAUGGCAGAUAAAUGGAGGCAAAACAGUAAAAUGUUAAUGGACAUGGGUGACAGUGUAAUAGAACACAUAAAGAAUGCAACAAAACUAGAUAUUAAUAAUUCCCUACCUGGUGAAGUAACAUGGAUGAGGUGUGUAGAUAAAUAUAUUUCUAUAUAUGAGCCUGAGUUUGGUGGAUUUGGUACAGCACCAAAAUUUCCCCAUGUACCAGCAUUCAACUUUCUCUUUCAUUACUAUGCUAGAGACAAAUAUGACCCAAAAGGUAAAGAGUGCUUAAAUAUGUGCCUUCACACUUUAACUAAAAUGGCUAAAGGUGGUAUUCAUGAUCAUAUUUCUAGUGGAUUUGCAAGAUAUUCUACUGAUAACCAUUGGCAAGUACCUCAUUUUGAGAAAAUGUUGUAUGAUCAAGCUCAGUUAGCUGUUGCAUAUACUGAUGCCUAUCUUGCCACAAAAGAUGACUUCUUUGCAGAUGUUGUUCGUGAUAUUAUAAAGUAUGUCAACACUGAUCUAAGGCAUGAACAUGGUGGUUAUUACAGUGCUGAAGAUGCAGACUCUUACCCAUCCUUUGGUACACAGCAUAAAGAAGAAGGAGCUUUCUAUGUCUGGGAGUAUGAUGAACUAAAAAAUCUACUCUCAGACAAACUAAUUGCAGAUCAUUCAUAUUUGGACAUAUUUUGUCAUUACUACAAUGUUGAAGAGGAUGGAAAUGUUUCUCCAGGUGUAGGGCACAAAGGAGAGUUUGAUAAUAAAAAUGUCCUUAUUAUAUAUGGAAGUGAGGAAGAGACAAUGGAAAAAUUUGACUUAACAAAAGUGCAAUUUAGGAAGGUGAUUUCAACUUGUCGAGAAAUUCUUUAUGAAGUCCAACAGAAAAGACCAAGGCCUCAUUUGGAUAGUAAAUUUUUAUGUUCUUGGAAUGGCUUAAUGAUAUCUGGGUUGGCAAGAGCUGGUCAGGGCUUAGAGGAUAAGAGUUAUGUGGAUGAUGCUAUAAAAACUGCAAAUUUUAUUAAACAGAACUUUUAUUGCACAGACAGCAAAAGUCUAUUACAUUCCUGUUAUAAGGAUGAAGAUGGAAGCAUCACUUCUGGGGAAGUGCCAAUAAAAGGAUUUUUGGACGAUUACGCGUUCCUUAUCCGCGGUCUGCUUGACUUAUAUGAAGCAUCUCUCGAUAUGGAAUGGCUGAAUUGGGCAAGGGAUUUGCAGCAGAAACAAAACGAUUUAUUCUGGGACCCUGAUGUUGGUGGAUACUAUACAUGCUCCGAUGAAGAUGAUAGUGUUAUAAUAAGAUUAAAAGAAGAUCAGGAUAGUGCAGAGCCAGCAGGUAACAGUGUCGCCUGUCACAAUUUGUUACGGCUUGCGGUAUAUGCGGACAAGAGUCCGGCGCCGGAGGGCGGCCAGAAGGAACGCGAUAUGGCAAAGAAAUUACUUUUGGCUUUUUCACAACGACUGAGUGAUACACCUAAUGCCCUGCCUGAGAUGGUAUCGGCGUUGAUGCUGUUUAACGAUUCUCCAACUCAGGUGUUGAUAUCAGGUCGACGUUCAGACCCUCGUACGUUGGAGUUAGUGCGUGUUGUGCGUUCGCGUUUGUUGCCGGGCCGCGUGCUCGCUCUCACCGAUCCCAAUGAAACACCAGCAGUGUUGAGUCGCAGUCGCAACGUAGACGUGCCUCGUGCGUACGUUUGCCGACGUUACGCGUGCUCGUUGCCUGUCACCGACGUCAAACAACUCGAGACCUUACUUGACGAACCUGCAAUGCUACAAUAAUCCCUUAAUUUCGGAUUUCUCCAUAUUGACGUAAGUCAUUGAAAGUGACUGCUCAAUAUUAGUAUUUUCAAGUAUGAGAUGCCGCAGAUUUAAAACAAAAAUGUUGACUUUGAAACUGUUUCAGAAAGCAAGAACUAAAAUAUAACGUUUAUUUUUUAUAACAAUGAAACUAAUUUGAAAUUGUGAAAUGGAAAGUAUGCUACUGCAUAAGAAAUUUUUUUGGGUAGAUUUUUGAUAGAUGAUUUUUGAGUACACCUCUAUAUGUUCUGUACACUUAUGAAAUACAAAAAAAAUCAUGUAGUCGUUAAUCUAAAUCAUUCUCGAAUCGACACAAAAAAUUGAGCAUAGUCGGUACAGUUAGCAGGAGUUUCAUUACACGAGCCGAGAAGAUUUAUAUAUGUAAAGAUAUUUUUUUUAAAUCUGCUGUGUCAAAUGAAAAAUCGUAAAAUGUUUGACUAGUUUUAGACAUCUCAAUUUUAGAGUGAUGUUAGUAUUGUGCAGCUUGUUAAUUUUUAACUAAAUGUUUUAUUCAUUAGCUUAAUAUCUAAGGAAAUUCUAGUCUUUGCUGCUGAUAAUAAUUGUACUUUACUAUCCGCUUUACGAUACAUUUAAUCGUGAAUAUUACGAAUCUUAAUGAUAGUCAAUUAUAGUAUUAAUGUUUUUUUUUUUAAUUUAUUUUUAUUAACCUGCAAUGCAGCGUCUAAUUCAGUUUUACGGACAUUAAUAAUGUACUGCGAGAGAAAUUAAUAUUGUAUAAUAGCGGGUAUUACACAAAAGCAAAACAUUUUUUCCGAAAAAUAUUAAUGUUUAGUAUCAUAAAAAUGUUAUCGCUACGGGAGUUUGGAAUAGAGAUUAUAGUGUUGGAAGUUUUGCAAUAUCCGCUCUAUACAUUUUUUUAAACAUUUGAAUACUAAUUGGUGCUUACGUUAGUGUAAAUUAAUAGAAAAGAUCUGUUAUUAAUAUUUUCUUUUUUACCAGUGAAAAGAUGGCCACCAAGUGGAAACGAUAGGUCUGAAUUUGUGAUAGAAUAUAGUAAAUUAUUAUGUAUUGUUAUUUUUAAUUGAAAUUAAUAAAGUUACUACCAUGAAAA
Pieris rapae (cabbage white) is the source of this 3650-nucleotide messenger RNA. Its product is annotated as spermatogenesis-associated protein 20. NCBI's taxonomy places the organism in Eukaryota, Metazoa, Arthropoda, Insecta, Lepidoptera, Pieridae. Gene Ontology annotation, biological process: carbohydrate metabolic process. The record is from RefSeq and is a predicted model, not a curated record. The coding region runs from base 119 to 2560 and encodes 813 amino acids. The transcript is spliced from 6 exons.